UUAGAAUUCCGGGGGAAGUGUAGUACAGCUUUGGCCGUGACGCUUCCCGAUGUUGGCUUCGACCUCGUGGAAUGCGACGUGACGAUGUCGGAGAACCUCGAACAGGUGCAUCCAUCUGCUUUUUCUACCUCGUAAUCGUUAUGAGGACGCGCUCCGUGCCCAUUUUACACUUCGAAAUCCUGUAAAACCCUAGAAAGGCAUGAACUCUGAGUUCAGGUGGGAGAAGAGCAUGAAGCGCUUGGAAAAGGAUAUUGCCGGGGAUAUGUCAAACGGUGAACUGAUGGUGAUGCAAGUCCGAAAAUGGCAACGCUGAGUGAAAUGCUGUUGUCAUGGCAGCUGUCGCACAUCAUCGUGUGGAGCUGCGUCGUGCUAUCCGCCAGCUCCGAGACCGUGGACUCUACUCUGCUGCGAAAUGGGCUGCCGAACAGCUUGUUGGGUUACCUGAGGAGACAGAGACAGAGAAACUUGCUUUGAAGAGACCGUUUAGAAGGAAAGAAGUUGCUGGUCAAUCUAGUUCUGGAGGAGUUAUUUCUUCUCGCGAUGACGAAGAAGAUGAUGAUGACGAUAUUCUCUCAUUGGCAAAGUCCUUUUUCGAUGUGCGAGAGUACAGGAGAGCUGCUCACGCUCUUCGCGGAGUUGCAGGCCAAAAGGCUGUCUUUUUGAGAUGCUACGCCACUUACCUGUAUGGCGAGAAGAGGAAGGAGGAAGAAAUUGUCGAACUUGCUGGACCCUUGGGAAGGAGUGAUGCUGUCAAUGAGGAGCUGGUUGCAUUGGAGCACGAGCUUUCAGCAUUGUACACCAAAGGAGUUUUGGAUGCCUUUGGGAGCUACUUGUACGGGGUGAUCUUACACGAACGGGAAAGAAAGGUGGAGGCACGCGCUGCCCUAUGUUCGUCUGUUAAUGCGUAUCCGUGGAACUGGAGCGCUUGGCUUGAGCUGCAAGCCCUGUGUACAGAUCCUGACAUUUUACCCCAACUGAACUUGAACGAUCAUUGGAUGCGUGACUUUUUUGUAGCUAGUGUACACUUAGACUUGCAUAGAAACUCGGAUGGGUUGGCCCGCUAUCGGGCUCUUCACGUUACAUUUCCUAGGAGUGACCACAUUUUGGCACAAACUGCGACUGCUCACUAUAAUCUACGUGAGUUUGAUGAAGCAGAGAGUCUCUUUGAGGAGCUUUUACGUACAGACCCGUUCAGAAUCGAGGGCCUAGAUACGUACUCUAACAUUUUGUAUGUGAAGGAAUGUUUUGCUGCUCUCAGUUUUCUUGCUCACAAAGCUGUACUUACUGAUAAAUAUCGUCCUGAGACAUGUUGUAUAAUCGGAAACUAUUACAGCUUGAAAGCCCAGCAUGAGAAAGCUGUCUUAUACUUCAAGAGAGCCUUGAAACUGAAUCGAAAGUAUUUGUCAGCAUGGACUCUUAUGGGACAUGAAUAUGUAGAGCUAAAAAAUACCCCUGCUGCUAUAGAUGCAUAUCGCAGAGCAGUAGAUAUCAAUCCUCGGGAUUACCGGGCGUGGUACGGGCUUGGCCAGACAUACGAACUGCUUGUCAUGCCUUACUAUGCUCUUUAUUACUAUCGGCGAGCAACUCAGCUGAGACCACAUGAUGCCCGCAUGUGGUGUGCAAUGGGGCAGUGCUACGAGAACGAACAGCUAUUGAUGCAUGAUGCAGCCAUCCGAUGUUACAGAAGAGCUGUAACGAACAAUGAUCGUGAAGGCAUUGCACUGCAUAAGCUAGCGAAGUUGCAUCAUCAAUUGGGACAAGCCGAUCAAGCUGCUUUUUAUUAUCAGAAAAAUCUGGAGCGAAUGGAGGCAGAUCAAAAUGAGGGCCAGGACAUAGUGGAGGCAUUACUUUUCUUGGCCACUCACUUUAAGAAUCAGAACAGGCUUGAAGAAGCUGAGCACUAUUGCACAAGACUGCUUGACUAUGGAGGCCCGGCCAAGGAAGACGCAAAGGCUUUGCUUAGAGAAAUCCGGAGUGUACAACAGCAUGCAGCAACCCUCCCCUCCAUGGAUUUGGAGCAAUUUACUCCAGAAUAGGUCAAUGUUUACUCGUUAAGGAGAUAGUGAAUAUAUUGUGUUGGUUUGUUCCUGGGGUUAAUUGUACCAUGUAAUUUGCCAACUCGAUGUGUCAAAUCACCUGUAGAAUGGGUUUUUGUCCAGGUGGGUUAGCUAGACCUCACCCUGAUUUGAAAAGAGUCUGUUUAUCACUUCUUCAUAUAGAUAGGGAGAUUUGCUGGGACUAAAAGCAGCCACCCACAGGCUUAUCAAUUGAAGGUCAGUUUCGUUCUUAGCUUUCUGAAGACUCAUUCUUAUAUUCAUGUCAUUGUGACCUCAGGAUCAGCUCGCUGAGUAUGGCAGGCCCAUUUUUCUGCUCCCCUGGCACUAAAGUGGUUCAUUGUAUGAUGAUCGUCCAAUUUUGAUCAUGGCUCCACCCUAGUGCUUGUAGACCUUUGCCUCUGCUGGCGAGAGUUUUGAAGGUCUGCGGUCUUGUGCAGAAACGGAAAGCCUUUGGCAUUACCUUCUUCUCGAAGGUUUUCGGUGAAUGAAGAUGACGUGCGAAUACAAGCACGAUCGAUGCUUUCAAGGACCCGGACAUAGAAUAUCUGUGGCAAAUAUUUUCAAGAGCAGGUCAAGGAAAGUUGAGAUUGCACGUCUGUGCUUCGCCUGUGUUUAAGAUCCUGGCAAUGUCAUAGAUGACUCAUUUGUCGAUGAAUCGAAACAAUUAUGCUUGUUCGUACACUAGAAAGUGCACGUCAGCGCCGUUCACCAAUACAACUGGCGAAACGCCGCCCGGAGUUCUUUCCCUUCAAAGCGAAUUGCGGAACAAGACUUUUGUUCCUAAGCACGUCAUGUAGAAGUGAAGGCGUACUCCAGCACACACCACAGACGAGACGACUUGGCACGACUCGUCUAGCCAAGUCGUGCUUCGACAAAAGCUAGAUCGUACUGGUUAGUAUAGUACGUGAGAUCUGACCAGAAGGGUGUAUUGAUCAGGUCGCAGUGAAGGGAGCACCUUGCCAAGAGAAUUCCCUUACCUGUGAUUGAUGUCAUCGUUCAAUUUGCAGGUUUACUUGAUUAAAACUCACAAAAGACAUCGGAGCAAAUAGC
Molecule: messenger RNA, 3107 nt
Organism: Marchantia polymorpha subsp. ruderalis
Lineage: Eukaryota; Viridiplantae; Streptophyta; Marchantiopsida; Marchantiales; Marchantiaceae
Source: the annotation of a GenBank genome assembly